AUGUCUUACUCCAUCUACGACGCAUCCAUCGUCGCUGCGAAACACCUUCUCACAGCCCUCCAAGGCAUCCUCGCCAAGGCCGAGGCGCACCCUGACGCAGCUUCGUUCCCCGAUCGCCGCCUCGCCCCGGACAUGCUACCCUUCUCCUUCCAAGUAUGGUCCGUGUGCGCGCUCGCCGAGGCGCAGGCCUUGACGCUGCAGCAAAAGGAAGCCGUGAGGAAGGAGUACGAGGACGCGCCGCUGCCGACCUACGCCGCCAUGCGCACGCGGAUCGAGCAGGUUCUGGCGCUGCUGGAGGCUGUGGAUCGCGACGCGGCGGUCGAGGCCGGGGGGAAGACGACGACGAUUGAUUUCAAGAGGUCUGUGGGGAAGAAGGAACUGACCGGCGCGGCAUUUUGCGCUGGCGCGGCCAUCCCGAACAUGUACUUUCACACGACAAUCGCAUACGCGAUUCUCAGAAACGCAGGCGUUGAGCUGGGCAAGUUCGACUACGUUGGACCGUUCUUCAUGGGUAAUAUCGGCAUGUAA
Molecule: messenger RNA, 528 nt
Organism: Cordyceps fumosorosea ARSEF 2679
Lineage: Eukaryota; Fungi; Ascomycota; Sordariomycetes; Hypocreales; Cordycipitaceae
Exons: 1
Coding region: 1-528 (175 amino acids)
Source: RefSeq, a predicted model, not a curated record